AUGAGCGACUUCCUCUCCGAUGACAAAUCCGAGUUGUUUGAGGAGGAGCUUGGAGCCUCCUCUGCCCCACCGGUGCCAGAGCCAAAGGCGGCGGCCAAGCGGGCUGCGAAGCAAGAGAGUGGUCCCGAUGGGCCGCCUGCGAGCAAACGUCGAGCAAAAGCAAAAGCCAAAGCCGGCGCCGACGCCAGCGCCGACAAGGGCUCUCGCGAGUCCUACCACGGCCUGAUGUGCACGAUGUGCGAAGUCAAGCCAUCGUACAAAAAAAAUCCGUACUGUAACAACUGCAAAUCGGAUGUGGACGCGAUGCUGAAAGAUGCAAAAGUCAAUCAGUGGCUUGACAAGUUUGAGGAGUGCAAAAAAAAACCUGCUGUCUUCAGAAAGCUUCUGAGAGAUUUCCAAGCCCAAUGCCCGAGUCAAGGCCCGGGCAAAAAACGUCCGGUGUACGGCCGGGCGAGGGCCAUCGAGACCAUAGCACGCGAGAUGCUGUCGGACGAAGGCACCAGGUUCAUCAAGGCUGAUUAUUUCCAGUUCGAGCGGCAUUACAAGGCGAUGCAGCUCGACGGUGAUGAGAUCAACGAGAAGUGGAAAGCCAGGCUUGCCGAUGGCAUAUGCGACAGAGCUGGAGAAAACGCAGCCUUUCCGGAACGAGUCUUGCUCAAGGUGGAAGACUAUAUCGACACCAAGAACCGUAAGAGACGCAGCUUGGAGAUUCAACGCGAAGGUGCUGCAGACAAAGGACUCUUGGACGAUGACAAGGCUGAAGAGACCUUGAGCUCCGGCUUCGACGGCGAUUGGAGCUCGCAGUUUUUUGGCCCUGGCGGGGCUGAGAUGAAAAGGAGCGAGGCAGCGGCCGCUGCUGCUGACAAAGCUGGUGACCGGAGCAAGCAACGUCGGGCCUCGUUUGGCUCGAACAGUCUGCAGAGUGAGGAGUCAGGCAACGGCGGCUCGGCCGAUGCCGUCACUGACUUAAUUGUCUCUCGUCUUCGUGCCUACGAGGAAGCGAGGGACUCCUUUCAGAAGAUGAAGGCAAGCUUCGUAGAGAUCCACAAGAAGGUGUCAGAAGAGGUGGAAAAGAUACAAGAUGACCGUGGCCUCAUCCCUGAGUACCGAGCAAUUGCCACGCAGCGAUUGAGGAUUGCUGAUGCUAUGCUUUCGACCGAGAACCCCCCUGAGACCAUUGACGCAAAGAUCCAGGAGUUGCUGUCGGAACUUCCAAUGUCCCCGGUGCCGAAUAAUUCGCUGCUUGUCUGCGAGAAGAGCCUUGCUGCUGCCAUCCAGGGCUUGAAGUCUUGCAAAGCGGUCGACAGUCUGGGCAAAGACAUCGAGAACUGCAAGGGCUGCAUCCAGGCUUGGUCUGUGCUGGGCCAGUCACUGCAAAGUGCAAUGACCGAAACCACGAAAGCGAUCAGGGAAUGCACGAAAAGGGAGAAGAAGAAGGAGAAGGCGGCGCAAAAGAAGCAAGGGCAAGGGCCUGCCGGUCCUGCCGGUGUGGGCGCAGCGUAUGACACCUUCUUCGAGAAAAUCAGCGACAAGCCGAGGGAGCUCACGGUCUUGACGGCCAAGGGUUUCCUCUCUACGCAUGAUGAUUGCGAGGAGGCCCAUGUCAUCCGAGCGGCGAAAGCGCCUGGAAUCUAUGCAAAGAAUGCUGCUUUCGACAGCAGGCUGGACAUGUUCAAAGAGCAGUUCUCGACCAGCCAGGCCUGCAUCUCCACGGGCCGUACCUUCAUGAAGAUUGGAGAAAGUGGCCGUCUCUUGGUGGACGAGUAUGCCGGUUGGGCUGAAUGCACCAACCCCGUCAAGCCGGAUACAGCGCUCUUCGUGCCCGGCCUCGUGGGCAUUUUGAAAGAGAGGGUCUUCUGGUCGAUCGUCGAGUCGUGUUCUUUUCGGCAUGUCUUUCUUGGCAAACUUGAUGUGGUCACGAUACCUUUGUGCAAAUUGGCGGAGCUGGGCAUCUCCGAGGACAUUGGUGCAAUUUCUCGCAAGGCCCUCAACGAUCUCGACGACAAGCUGAUUCAGGUUCUGGUGCUUGAGGGCAAGGCAACCCGGUGCACAUUGACCCCGUCGGAUAUCUUGUACGUGCCGCCGCUUUCAGCUGUGUGGGAGAGGACCUUGGAGGCUCCAUGUGCUUACACCAGCUUCAAGUGGCUGCCCGGCGGGACAGAGGAGCUCAGCCUUCGAAUCGAUCGCUUAAUCGCCCUGCCGGGAUGGUCGGCAACGGAGUCCUUGACAAAGUCCCUCCAAACAUUGCAAAGCAUGCAAAAAAGCUGGGAGAAGGCGAAGGCGGCGAAUGAGACGGCGGCACGAUCGAAUGGAGAGCCGAAAGAGGUGGGGGCGCAACGUUGUGUCACAUGA
This is a messenger RNA of Symbiodinium sp. CCMP2592, 2352 nucleotides long. Lineage: Eukaryota; Dinophyceae; Suessiales; Symbiodiniaceae. The record is from the annotation of a GenBank genome assembly.